AUGGGCCAUUUACCAGGAGCUGCGGCAGAAAAGCUACAGACUUGCCCCAAAUUGGCAUUGGAGCAUCCUCUGUCACCUCCUGCCACCAGGUUUUACGAGGCCCUGGUGACAGGAGACCUGAGGAGCCUGGAGGUCUUGACUGAGCUGAGACAGACCCAACUGGCAUGGCUGGAGGUCAUUGAAGUAGUCUUCAAGUCCCACCCCCAAAUCCCUGUCUCCAAGAGGUGGGCUGAGGCCACCCCAGAGGAGGUGUUCCAGCAGCACCAGCUCUUCCACUCCUCCCUGUUCCCUGCUGGUCGGCUGCAGAGCCUGCAGCGUUCCUGCCACGACACCAUCUGGAACCAGUUGGGCAACCAGUGCUCCCACCUCAUGCCCCAGCUUCCAGUGCCAAGGGUCCUGCAGGAUUUCCUGCUGCUGGAGCCCGAGGGAGAGUCCUGCUCAGAGAGGCUGAGCACCCAGUCCAGCCAGGAGCACCCAGUCCUACCAGGAGCACCCAAUCCUACCAGGACCACCUGUUUUCACAAUAAAAUCUUUUCCAGGGAUUUAGAAUGA
This is a messenger RNA of Apus apus (common swift), 552 nucleotides long. RefSeq names its product ankyrin repeat and SOCS box containing 18 (gene ASB18). Gene Ontology annotation, biological process: intracellular signal transduction. The record is from RefSeq and is a predicted model, not a curated record. Lineage: Eukaryota; Metazoa; Chordata; Aves; Apodiformes; Apodidae.